AUGGCCAAACCGGAGAGUGUCGCGCAAUCCGCGACCACCGAUGAGAAGUCCCUCGACGAGAAGGGCUCGGACCACGUCGCGGUUCUAGAGGCCAUUGCGGAGGACCAUGAAGCAGAGGUCGGAUACGAUCUAUACAAGCAGGCGCGCGACGGAUCGUUGGAGUGGACGCCCAAGGAGGAGCGGCGCGUGUUGCGCCGUAUCGACUUCUUCAUCUUGCCCAUCUUUUGCAUUACGCAGGGGCUCGCGUUCCUCGACAAGACGGCGCUGAACAUCGCGAACCUGUUCUCGAUCAAAGCUGAUCUCCACGUCACCGGAAGCCAAUACAGCUGGUUCGCGAGUGCUUUCUAUAUCGGCUAUCUCGUCUUCGCGGAACCUGCAACAUGGCUACUACAACGCUACCCGACUGGCAAAGUCAUGGGCUCGUUCGUCUUCAUUUGGGGCAUCGUGGUCAUGUCAACAGCCGCAUGCCGUUCGUUUGGGGGAGCACUGGUCAACCGUAUCAUCCUGGGCGCCUUGGAAGCUUGUAUCACACCUGGACUUGGGCUUAUGACGCCCUUCUGGUGGCGCUUGAAUGAGCAACCGCUGCGACACUUGUCUUGGUACUGCUUCAAUGGCGUUGGCGGCAUCAUCGGCGAUCUUCUUGCGUACGGGUUCGGACAUGUUACACAUUCAGCCGUACCCAAGUGGGCGUUGAUCUUCCUGACGCUUGGAGCGUUCACUACUGUCUGGGGAGCUUUCGUAUUCCUCUUCGUGCCCGAUGCACCGCCCAGCGCGAAGUUCCUUGACAAGAGGCAGAAGCUCAUCGCGGUGCAGCGCGUCGCUGAGAACAGAACCGGGAUCAAGAACCACAAGUUCAAGCACUACCAGCUUAUCCAGGCGCUCAAAGACCCCAAGACCUGGAUCCUCUUUCUUGCGUCUAUCUCAGCGCAGAUCCCGAACGGUGUCGUUUCGAACUUUUCUACGAUCAUCAUCAAGGGCCUCGGGUUCGGUCUAUACGAGACCAUUCUGCUUGACAUUCCAAGCAGUCUGUUCCAGAUCGCCUCGCUUGUUAUUAGUGGGUACAUCGCCGGCCGCUUCAAGAACAUGCGCUGUAUCAUGAUGUUCACUGGAAACGCUAUUUGCAUUAUUGCUGCCGCGGUCCUCACAUAUGGACCGCAAGAGCAGAAGUGGGGCCGACUGGUCGCGUUCUGGUUUACGUCGUUCCAAUCCGUCGGCUUCUCGCUUUCGCUUGUCAUGGUAUCCGCCAACGUGGGCGGGUUCACGAAGCGUCAGGUCACCGCUGUGAUCGUCUUCAUUGGCUACUGUGCAGGAAACAUCGCAGGACCGCACGUCCUCAUCGACUCUGAAGCUGAUACUGGUUAUCCAACCGCAACGAAGGCCAUGAUGGCAGGAUACGCAGCGAAGUGCGGUCUCCACGUUAUCCUGGGGCUCUACAUGUUCUUCGAGAACCGCCGUAGGGAUACGCUUGCAGAGGCCGAAGGCUAUGCGCUUCCUGAAGAGGAGCGGUCGCGUUUGGCUGUGGAUGCUGGGAUGAACGAUGUCACCGAACACGACAACAAAUGGUUCCGCUACGUUUUAUAG
Molecule: messenger RNA, 1581 nt
Organism: Peniophora sp. CBMAI 1063
Lineage: Eukaryota; Fungi; Basidiomycota; Agaricomycetes; Russulales; Peniophoraceae
Source: the annotation of a GenBank genome assembly